Molecule: messenger RNA, 1513 nt
Organism: Cherax quadricarinatus
Lineage: Eukaryota; Metazoa; Arthropoda; Malacostraca; Decapoda; Parastacidae
Gene: Ufm1
Product: Ubiquitin-fold modifier 1
Biological process (GO): protein K69-linked ufmylation
Cellular component (GO): cytoplasm; nucleus
Source: RefSeq, a predicted model, not a curated record
AGGUGAGAGUCACCUGGCGGCGGCGGCGAGAAACAUCAGUCACCUGGAGGAGGUAAACAACAGCUGUCACCAUGACAUCCAAAGUUACUUUCAAGAUCACCCUUACUUCAGACCCAAAACUUCCCUUCAAAGUAUUGAGUGUUCCAGAGAACACACCCUUUACAGCUGUCUUAAAGUUUGCUGCAGAAGAAUUUAAGGUGGCUCCAGCCACUUCCGCCAUCAUCACUGAUGACGGCAUUGGCAUUAACCCAAGUCAGGCAGCAGGGAGUGUGUUUUUGAAACAUGGCUCGGAACUUCGACUUAUUCCUCGUGAUCGCGUUGGUGGGAUACUAUAGAAAAUAUUGCACCUGAUGCUACAACAUUGUGAUGGCUGCAUUCCUGAGACACAGUUAAUCAACAUGUAACUUGAUAUCUUUCAAGACUUGCAUUUUUUCUCAGUUAUAUGCUUCGGUUUAAUUAAUAGUUACUCCUGUAUAAACAAAUUAUAAAUAUUUUAAUUUGAUACGCUAUAUACGGUACUUUACUGCAACCUAACAGAAGGACGAUUUUUUGCAUCAUGGUGAGGGGAAAGCUUUGCAAAGUAUAACAGUGGGGGUACGUACAGACAGGCUGAGGUGUUCAAAUGAUUCCUAAAAUAAAUGGCUUAGAUUCAGACAAUGUUUCUCAUUGCAUUUAAGAUUGUUUAUAUUUUUUUUAUGAAAAUUUGCUUUAUUGUUUUAAAAAUAAUAUCUAGCAUAUAUGAAUUGAUUGAUACAUUUAUAUUGUAGUUUUUAUUGCUAUUCAUAUGAAAAAAUAUUUUUGGAAAUGCUUUAACACCAUUAUACAGUGGAACCUCAAAAAUCGAACUUUCUUCGGUCCAGAAGGCUGUUCGAGUGCCUUUACCGAAUUAAUUUAUUCCCAUCAGGAAUAAUGUAAAUUAGAUUAGUCCAUUUCAAACCCUCAAAAAUACACUAAUAAAAGCGCUUACAAAAAUACACUUACAUAAUUGGUCGUGUUAGGAGCAGUUCGAUUUUUGAGGUUCCACUGUAUAUAGUAUUUAAUUUCAUUUUAUCAUGAGAUGAGAGUGAAGUUCUUCUCUGAACUCAGUCAGUAUUUGACCUAAAACUCAUUUGGCUAUGUAGAUAUUUCCUUCAUUGGUAAUUUCUCUUAAACUUGUUAUUUGUUAAGUAUUCUUAGGUAAAUUAAAUAUAUGGCUGUACGUAUUUAAUUAUAAGAGGACGAUAAAUGGUUAAAUGUACACUAUGCAAUAACACAAGGGAAUACACCGGUAGCAAGGAUUUUAUUAUGACGUUUAACCCAAGAUUGAGCAUUAUCAUACCUGAUACAGCUCAGCCUUGGGUGAAACAUCAUCAUAAGUGGCUUCCCAGCUACCAGUGUCUUUAUUUCAGCUUGAGAUCUACCAUUGUUUACCAGAGUAAGACAAAUUGUGAUCUGUGGAAUGAAAAUAUUGUCAUGUCAUCUGCCUUUUCAUCAGUAAAGCUUUGUUAUAUCAAUAAAAUAUUUUGUAUAAGUA